Cricetulus griseus (Chinese hamster) is the source of this 624-nucleotide messenger RNA. Lineage: Eukaryota; Metazoa; Chordata; Mammalia; Rodentia; Cricetidae. The record is from RefSeq and is a predicted model, not a curated record.
AUGAGGUUCUGGCGGAGAGGCUUGGUCCUCCAGGCUCUGAAGAGUUCCUGGGGCAUCUGUAGGAUUCACAGGCAGCCACCACCUCCACCUGUCCCCAAGGUCGUGGCCACCUGGGAAGCCAUCAGCCUGGGGAAGCAGCCGGUACCUGAGUACUUCAACUUUGCUCAUGAUGUGCUGGAUGAGUGGAGUCGGCUGGAAAAGGCAGGACACAGACCCCCAAAUCCUGCGUUCUGGUGGGUGAAUGGCUCAGGAGCAGAAGUCAAGUGGACCUUUGAGGAGCUGGGGAAGCAGUCCAGGAAGGCAGCCAAUGUCUUAGAGGGUGUGUGUGGCCUGCAACCUGGAGACAGAAUGAUGCUGGUGCUUCCACGCCUCCCAGAUUGGUGGCUGAUCAGCGUGGCUUGUAUUCGAACAGGUGUGGUCAUGAUCCCAGGUGUCUCCCAGCUGACAUCGAAGGAUCUCAAGUACCGGCUGCUGGCAUCCAGGGCCAAGUCCAUCAUCACCAGUGAUGCCCUAGCUCCGAAAGUGGACGCCAUCAGUGCUGACUGCCCCUCCCUCCAAACCAAGCUUCUUGUGUCUGACACCAGUCGUCCAGGCUGGAUCAAUUUCCGGGAACUCCUUCGGUAA